AGCCAGCAGCAGCAGCACCAGUUUAGUGAAGGUGAUUGUGAAAAAAAACAUUACACACAAUAAAGCACUCUACCAGAGAGACAGUGAGCCAUCAAGGGAAGGAAAAACACUUUCGAUCAAUCGCCGAGUGAGCAGUGGGUUUUGUGAUAUGGCCGAAAAAUUCGCCUAACAGGCAGUGAUGGAAAUCCGAUAGUGACGACUGUUUUUGCUAGAGGAGUGACCUAACAUAAGCAAUUCGUCGGAAGAGGGAGGUGGCGGAGCACCAGCGUACCAGCAGCUGAGAAGUAAUUAGCUUUUCUAAUCAAAAUCAAUUUCGAUUACGAGUGGAACUGUAGGUAGUAUACAGUGGUUGUGGUGGCUUUUCUUGCGGUGAUUCAAUUUUUCGGGUUGGUUCGUGGCUUGCGUAGAACACUGCCAUCAGUCACUCUGCUAACAGAGCUGCUGCAGUAGAGAAAAAUGUCGAAUAAAAUAAACAACCCGAAAAGGCGAGAGGUCACUGGUUCGUCUUCUUCAAAUUCCUCAAUCUCGUCAGUGGGCGCAGGAGAUAAUGGAAUAUCCGCAGAUUUGGCCUCAUUGUUCGAGUGUCCGGUGUGCUUCGAUUACGUGCUACCGCCGAUUCUGCAGUGUCAAAGUGGCCAUUUAGUGUGCACAAGUUGCCGUUCGAAAUUGACCUGUUGUCCCACAUGCCGCGGAUCUCUGGGGAACAUACGCAACCUGGCAAUGGAGAAGGUUGCCUCAAAUGUAAAAUUUCCCUGCAAACAUUCGAACCACGGUUGCACCGUGUCGUUGGUGUACACCGAGAAAGCUGAACAUGAGGAAGCCUGCGAGUUUCGUCCGUAUCUCUGCCCUUGCCCUGGAGCAUCCUGCAAAUGGCAAGGGUCGCUCGACUACGUAAUGCCACAUUUGAUGAUGUCUCACAAAAGCAUUACCACACUUCAGGGUGAGGACAUUGUUUUCCUUGCCACCGACAUCAAUCUUCCGGGUGCGGUCGAUUGGGUCAUGAUGCAGUCUUGCUUUGGACACCACUUUAUGCUGGUGCUGGAGAAGCAGGAAAAAUACGACGGACAUCAGCAGUUCUAUGCGAUUGUCCAAUUGAUCGGAUCUCGUAAGGAAGCGGAGAAUUUUGCCUACCGAUUGGAACUGAACGGAAAUCGGCGUCGAUUGACCUGGGAAGCGAUGCCACGGUCCAUCCACGAAGGAGUGGCUAGCGCAAUCCUCAAUUCGGACUGUCUGGUGUUCGAUACCUCAAUCGCGCAGUUGUUUGCGGAUAACGGAAACCUCGGAAUCAACGUAACUAUUUCCGUAGUCUAAGAAGGUUUCCUCACUCCCUUAUUUUUUGUUGACUUUCAUUACUUUAAAAUUAAUCUACAUUAAAUUAAUUUAUCGUCAUGUAAACAAGCAUACACCACAAACACACAAGCACAUAACAUGUAGUAGCGAAGAAAUCAUGUAUAUCGAACACGAGGAGAGAAUUGAUUGACGAGAGAGAUGGUACACUACUGUUCGAAUUAAUCAGUGAAAUUGUAGUUGGAACGAAUUGCAUUGACAUAUGGCAUCGUUUUUAAACAAUCACCCUUUACAUUAAAACCUUAGUAUAAAAUCAGUACCGAAUAGCGGCCCAGUUCUGCGUUCCAGUUCCGCCGUUCUUUGCGGCGCGGCGGCAGAGCUGAUGGGCAAACACGAAAUGCAAAGUUUUCGAAGUCGCGUGUGUUAUAGCUAGUAGUGUCAGGAUGUAACAUUUUCAGUCAAUAAACAAAUUUUAUUGAGAAAAUCUAA
Molecule: messenger RNA, 1776 nt
Organism: Ochlerotatus camptorhynchus
Lineage: Eukaryota; Metazoa; Arthropoda; Insecta; Diptera; Culicidae
Gene: sina
Product: seven in absentia
Exons: 2
Coding region: 457-1311 (284 amino acids)
Biological process (GO): multicellular organism development; proteasome-mediated ubiquitin-dependent protein catabolic process
Cellular component (GO): cytoplasm
Molecular function (GO): ubiquitin conjugating enzyme binding; ubiquitin protein ligase activity; zinc ion binding
Source: RefSeq, a predicted model, not a curated record